AGCCUAAAGCGUAGGCCCGAUACAGUUCAACUUCGAAAAGGUCCAUUGGGAAGCUCCUCAUGUAUGUUCACCUUUGGAUUUCAAAAUGCACAAAAUAAUUGACAGUGACGAGGAGGAACCCUAAGUAAAAUUAUCUUCAAAUCAAAUUCACGUAAUAUGUUCCAAUCACAGCAAUCUUCAUUAAAGUACUUCCCUCCUCCAACUGACCUCUGUGCUCAUCUGGGUCAGUUGACCUUAACCCAUCUCGACUUUGAACCCCGGCCUCGAUUAUAUGAGGACCCAAAUGCGGCUUCUCCAAGUUGGAUCACUACACCCACUGAUCCCAUUACAUAUGGUACUGCUUCACCGGUAGCGGCUUUGAAUUCUGCUAGUAAGAAUGAUUGGAUGAAGCAAUCUUUGGUGAAUAAUGUAAUAGGAAGCACAAUGAAUCAAAGCAACCUGAUUCAACUACGGCAGUAUGAUGUUUGUAAUGUUGUAUGCAAAACCAAAGAUGGUUGUAAGAGACACCUUAUGGGAAAGAAGCAUCCGAGGAAUUUGCAAGCAAUGAUAAAUCCCGUUACUGCACUAUUUCCAGAAAUUUCUAAUACUAUCAAUAACGUAAGCAUCGUGGACAAAACAGGAAAUGUAGGUGGACAGUUGAUAUUUGGGGCUUCUGGUGUGGCAAAUUUUCAUGAAUUGGAUAGAAAGAAGCAACAACUUUUGAAUGCUGGGGCUCCCGUUGGUUCCAUUCGGAUGUGCACCAUAUGCAAUGUUGCUUGUAAUAGCAAUGAUGCUUUCGUUAAACAUAUUUCCGGAAGAAGACAUGUUGCUCAGCUUUCUAUAAGAGGUGGCAUUCAGUAGGUCCGGGAUGUAAAUCCUAGCAUCUAGAACUGAUAAUCCCCUAUCCACAAGCUACGGCUUUCUUUUACCUGAAAAAAUGUAGAUGUUUUGAGAGUUGUAUACUUCCAUAUAAAUACAAUUAUUUAUUUGUUCAAAUAACCUUUCCUCUUCUUGAACCUGUCCCAUUAUCCAUUUGUUAUCUUUUGUAAGUUUGAUUUCUGUGUUUCGACUUUAUAAGUGUUCAAGUUGUAUGAAUCUUAAUAUGUAUAUAUGUAAUUAUGUAGGUCAGAUUAAUAGCUAUUGACGGGAUCAGACCUUAUCUUGCUGCCAUCCAAGCUAAUUAUCACUUUUGGAAUAAAGGCAAGAAGAUAACUAAGAAUAAGAUCAGUCAACCUACAUGGUGCGAAGUCUGCCAAAUCAACUGUAACAGCAGCGAUGUCUAUGCAAAACACUUGUCUGGGAAAAAACACCUGAAGAACCUUCAGAAUUUGGAAAAAUCAAAGAACAGCACAUGUUAUUCUUCUUCCAUUGACACACCGAUUGCAGCAAAUCUGUUUAAUUGGAGCAGUGGAGAACCCAGCAGCCGAUGGUUGCAGUGGUGCUGAUGCACAAAAAUCGAAAAAGAUGAUUGCACGGUCUGAGGCAGCCAAGGAGGAUUUGGAGACGAAGAAACAGAAAGUGAUGGAGGGUGGAGCAGCCGCCACUGCCAUUAGGGUAUGCGUUUUUUGUAAUGUGGUAUGCAACAGUCAGAAGGUCUUCAAUUAUCAUCUUAGAGGGCAAAAGCAUGCCACCAUGGUAAAGAAGCUAGCCAAUGGCCGAAUACCAACUGUGACACCUCAAACGAGAUAAAGACGGAUAUAGAGAGAGAAUUCAUAGGAUGAUUAUUGCUAUUCACAUGAUUCUUAUUCUGGCCUCCCAACCGGGAAUUAAUCCUUGUCGAAAUUCAGUUUUACAUCUGUUUGCUCCACAUUUGAACUGUUUAAAAAGUUUAUUGGAGCAAAAGAGGCAUAAUUUUGAACUUUUUUUAGAAUGUGAUGAGAAGAAAUGUUUUGGCUAACAUUGAUGAAAUUAGGUUAAGUGGGUUAGCCAAAUUAUUAAAUUAGGUUAAGUGGGUUAGCCAAAUUAUUACUGAAAAGGAUGGAGAAAGCAACCACCUUCCUACUUAAGAGUCAAAUGGAUAAAUUCUUCAUUUUUAUAUUAAA
This is a messenger RNA of Gossypium arboreum, 2021 nucleotides long. RefSeq lists its product as uncharacterized. NCBI's taxonomy places the organism in Eukaryota, Viridiplantae, Streptophyta, Magnoliopsida, Malvales, Malvaceae. Gene Ontology annotation, cellular component: precatalytic spliceosome. The record is from RefSeq and is a predicted model, not a curated record. Gene Ontology annotation, molecular function: zinc ion binding; single-stranded RNA binding; double-stranded RNA binding. The coding region runs from base 157 to 840 and encodes 227 amino acids. The transcript is spliced from 3 exons.